Molecule: messenger RNA, 1526 nt
Organism: Lathyrus oleraceus (garden pea)
Lineage: Eukaryota; Viridiplantae; Streptophyta; Magnoliopsida; Fabales; Fabaceae
Product: polyubiquitin-like
Exons: 2
Coding region: 161-1306 (381 amino acids)
Molecular function (GO): protein binding
Source: RefSeq, a predicted model, not a curated record
ACUAUAUUGGUGGGUCAAAGAACAUUUUUGUCAUUGAGUCGGCACAACCUAUAUAUAAAGGGACUCCUCCCAAUCGAAUCCUUCAUUCACUUUUCAUAGUUUCGCUACACGAUAAAAUUCUCAACACUUUUCUUCUUCGAAAAAUCUUCUACGAUUCAAGAUGCAAAUCUUUGUGAAAACAUUGACCGGAAAAACUAUCACCCUUGAGGUGGAGAGUUCUGAUACCAUAGACAACGUGAAAGCUAAGAUUCAAGAUAAGGAAGGGAUUCCACCUGAUCAGCAAAGGCUUAUCUUUGCAGGGAAACAAUUGGAAGAUGGUCGCACCCUUGCUGAUUACAACAUCCAGAAGGAAUCUACUCUUCACCUUGUGCUUCGAUUGAGAGGUGGAAUGCAGAUCUUUGUUAAGACUUUGACAGGGAAGACCAUCACCCUUGAGGUUGAAUCGUCGGAUACAAUUGAUAAUGUCAAGGCUAAGAUUCAGGAUAAGGAAGGUAUCCCUCCUGAUCAGCAGAGGCUUAUCUUUGCAGGGAAACAACUUGAGGAUGGAAGAACACUAGCUGAUUACAACAUACAGAAGGAAUCUACCCUUCAUUUGGUGCUUAGAUUGAGAGGUGGAAUGCAAAUAUUUGUCAAGACUUUGACAGGAAAAACUAUUACUUUGGAGGUUGAGAGUUCAGAUACUAUUGAUAAUGUGAAAACUAAGAUCCAGGAUAAGGAGGGUAUCCCACCAGAUCAACAAAGGCUUAUAUUUGCAGGGAAACAACUUGAAGAUGGAAGGACCCUUGCUGAUUAUAACAUCCAGAAGGAAUCUACUCUCCAUUUGGUUUUGAGACUUCGUGGGGGUAUGCAAAUAUUUGUUAAGACACUCACUGGAAAGACCAUAACUUUGGAGGUUGAAAGUUCGGAUACAAUUGAUAAUGUGAAGACCAAAAUUCAGGACAAAGAGGGAAUUCCUCCAGACCAACAGAGGCUAAUUUUUGCUGGUAAGCAAUUGGAGGAUGGUCGUACUUUGGCUGAUUAUAAUAUCCAGAAGGAAUCUACUCUACACUUGGUUUUGAGGCUUCGUGGUGGGAUGCAAAUAUUUGUGAAGACACUUACUGGGAAGACUAUUACCUUGGAGGUGGAAAGCUCUGACACUAUUGAUAAUGUGAAAACAAAAAUACAGGAUAAGGAGGGUAUUCCACCUGACCAGCAGAGGCUUAUUUUUGCAGGCAAGCAGUUGGAGGAUGGUCGUACCUUGGCAGAUUACAAUAUUCAGAAAGAAUCUACCCUGCACCUUGUUCUCCGUCUCCGUGGUGGAUUCUAAGUGUGUCCUAGUAUAUUUGUUUGCGUUUGUGUUGUCCCUGUAGUAUGUUUGUUUGCAUUUGUGUUGUCCUGUAGUAUGUUUGUUUGCGCUUCUGUGUCCCUUCUGUAUCUAUUGUGUUUAAAAUUGGCGUAUGUUCGAAACAAUUCCGAUGUAUCAAGUCUUUUAUUUUCUCAUCAGUUUGAUCAUCAUAUAUGAAAGUGCUUUUGCCAUUUUAAAAUAA